CAGCCGCAGCUGCCAUUCGACCGUCUUUAUAAACCCACAUGCCGAUCCGGCCGUGACCAUCAUCGUCGUAGUUCACGCCUAGCUUCAGAUCACAGCCAGGAACAACGAGAACAAGAUUAGGUCGAAUUCGAAGCAAAAUGAGGCCGUCGAUCGUGCUGUUCGGGGACUCGAUCACGGAGGAAUCCUUCGGUGAGGGCGGCUGGGGGGCUUAUCUAGCCAACCACUACUCCCGCUCCGCCGACGUGAUCCUGCGCGGGUACAGCGGCUACAACACGCGCUGGGCGGCCCGCGUCCUGGCCCGCGCCGUGACCGGCAUCCCGAGCGCGUCCGUGGCCGCGGUCACCGUGCUCUUCGGCGCCAACGACGCGUCCCUCCCCACCCGCGCCAGCGCCUUCCAGUACGUGCCACUCGGCGAGUACAGGGAAAACCUCCGCGCCAUCUGCGCGCUUCUCCGGGACCGGUGGCCUGCCGCCGCUGUUAUCCUUGUCACGCCGCCACCGGUGGACGAGCGAGGCCGGCUCCGGUUCAUCGGCGGCGGCGGCGGGGACGGGUCCGGGCUUCCUGAGAGGACGAACCAGGCCACGGGGGAGUAUGCAAGGGCUUGUGUGCAAGUGGCUGUGGAGUGCGGGCUUAGGGUGAUUGAUAUCUGGUCCCGGAUGCAGAUGUUCCCCGGCUGGGAGACCUCAUUCCUCAGGGAUGGGCUGCACCUGACGCCGAGGGGGAACCGGCUGCUGUUCGAGGAGGUGGUGUGGGCGCUGGGAGACGCCAACCUCAGCCUCGAGGCGCUGCCGGCCGACCUGCCGCUCUGCAGCGACAUCGACCCCGACAACGCCGCCAAGUACUUCGAAGAGGAGGAAGAAGAGGAGUGAGGCUUGGCAAUUGGCAACAGGGCAAUAUUUUGUUGAUAUCGAAAAAGUCUGUUGUUUGUUUCCCAUGCAUGUUGGGAUACUCACUUUGUUGUGCGCAUCCGUUAUUUGUUCGUUUAUGCUUUGUUGCUGUACGCAUUCGUUAUUUGUUCAAAAAAUGUCCAAUAAAAAUAAAUGUGUUUCUGGUGCA
Brachypodium distachyon (stiff brome) is the source of this 1056-nucleotide messenger RNA. Its product is annotated as GDSL esterase/lipase At5g45920. The record is from RefSeq and is a predicted model, not a curated record. Lineage: Eukaryota; Viridiplantae; Streptophyta; Magnoliopsida; Poales; Poaceae. The transcript is spliced from 2 exons. Bases 138 to 869 code for a protein of 243 amino acids.